AUGUCGUUUGGGCUCAAAAACGCAGGCGCCACCUACCAGAGGGUCGUGAACAAGAUGUUUGCCGCUCAAAUCGGGCGGAACGUCGAAGUCUAUGUCGACGACAUGAUCAUGAAAAGUCGCAUGGCGACAGACCACCUGACCGACUUGGCCGAGACAUUCUCCACGCUCCGGAGUUAUAGCUUGCGGCUAAACCCGGCAAAGUGCGUUUUCGGCGUCAGUUCGGGAAGGUUCCUCGGAUUCAUCGUGCAUGAAAGAGGAAUCGACGUGAAUCCAAAAAAGGUUCAGGCGGUCAUCAACAUGCAGGCCCCUCGAACAAUCAAGGACUUGCAGCGACUAAACGGACGGCUUACUGCCUUAUCCCGGUUUCUAUCUCGGUCUGGUGAUCGUUGCCUCCCCUUCUUCCGGGCGUUAAAGAAUCCCAAGGACUUCCGGUGGACGGCGCAGUGUGAAGAGGCUUUUGGACAAGUCAAGCGGCACCUGGCCAACCUCCCCCGCCUUGCUUUGGUUACUCUCGAGGAAAAGCUCAGCGUUUACUUGGCCACCUCCCAACACGCGGUCAGCUCCGUCCUAACCAAAGAAGCUUCCGGGGAACAACUACCGGUCUACUACAUCAACCACGUCCUGAACGGACCCAAGGAGCGGUAUCCGCCACUCGAAAAGCUCGCUUUGGCGCUCGUGCUGCCGCUACGGCAGGUUUUGUCUAAGUUUGAUGUCGCAGGACGGCUCGUCAAGUGGUCGGUAGAGCUUGGAGAAUUCGACAUACGUUAUGUUCCGAGGACUGCUAUCAAAGCCCAGUCCGUGGCCGACUUCAUCGCGGAACUGGUUGAAGACGGGAAUGGAAGCCCCGAGCAGUCAGAGGGGGCAUGGGACCUGCACGUGGAUGGCUCGGCUACCUCCAGCAGCGCCGGCACAGGGUUGGUACUCUCGGCCCCCGACGGACACUCGUUCGAACGCUCCUUCUGCUUCGGGUUCCGGGCAACCAACAAUGAAGCCGAAUACGAGGCGCUCCUAGCAGGACUCAAGCUGGCCCUUGAAAUGCAGGUGGACGCCAUCCACGUCUUCACUGACUCGCAGCUCGUCGCCGAGCAACUUAGCGGUGGGUACGAAGCCACGGAACCGACCAUGGCAAGGUACUUGGCAGAGGUAAAAAGCCUAGCCUCCAACUUCUCCCACUUCACGUUAUCCAGGGUGCCAAGGAGUCAAAAUGAACGAGCCGACGAGUUGGCGAAGAUGGCUUCAGGACCAGACCACGGAAACUACUCCGAGGUUAAAGAUCUCCCAUUCCGCGCCAUCUCAGUUUCGGCUGUAACUCCGGCCGAAGCGCGCGCCACGUGGGUACAGGAGAUGUUGCUCUUCAAAUGCAAUGGGAUUCUUCCCGACGACGAAGCCGCAGUGCGCCGCAUUCACCGAACGCAAGCAUGGUUUUCCGAGGUGAACGGACGACUCUACAAACAAUCCUUCUCACAGCCCCUACUGCGAUGCCUCGAGCCUGACGAAGCGAAGGCAGUCCUCGCCGAGGUCCACAAGGGGAUCUGCGGGGAGCAUAUUGUUGCUCGGACCUUGGCCUACAAAAUCCUUCGUCAAGGAUACUACUGGCCCACCAUGUCCCGAGACGCCAGAAUCUAUGUGCGAUGGUGUGUGCCCUGCCAGAGGCACGCCCGAACGCCCAGGCAGCCGACAGUCCCCUUGUCCCCCAUCGACUGUGCGUGGUCGUUCGCGCAAUGGGGAUUGGACCUCUUCAGCCCUUUUCCACCGGCGUCGGGACAAUGA
Musa acuminata subsp. malaccensis (wild Malaysian banana) is the source of this 1770-nucleotide messenger RNA. NCBI's taxonomy places the organism in Eukaryota, Viridiplantae, Streptophyta, Magnoliopsida, Zingiberales, Musaceae. The record is from RefSeq and is a predicted model, not a curated record.